Purpureocillium lilacinum is the source of this 339-nucleotide messenger RNA. NCBI's taxonomy places the organism in Eukaryota, Fungi, Ascomycota, Sordariomycetes, Hypocreales, Ophiocordycipitaceae. The record is from RefSeq and is a predicted model, not a curated record.
AUGCCCCUUCAAGAGUGCGUGGAUGCCUUCAACCCGAGAAGUGACGUUGUUGCCAAAAUGAGCAUGCUGGUCAACCCAGGCCUUCACGAGCUUCUCCUUGUACAAGUCAAGCCACGUCUGCUUGAUGUAGCUAACCUCGUCAACGUACUCUGGCACAUAGCGUCUUUCAAGCUCGUCAAGCUGUCGGUUGUAUGCUUCUUCGUCUAUGGAAUUGACGAUUGCAAACCAGUACCCGAAGAAUUCCGUCCAUUUCUCAAUGCUUUGCUCGUCACCCUCGCGGCGCACGAACGCAGGUCUGCAGUAGGCCAGUACUGCCUUAUUUGCGUGCCAGAGACAUAG